Molecule: messenger RNA, 1682 nt
Organism: Xenopus tropicalis (tropical clawed frog)
Lineage: Eukaryota; Metazoa; Chordata; Amphibia; Anura; Pipidae
Gene: bmp15
Product: bone morphogenetic protein 15
Exons: 2
Coding region: 312-1451 (379 amino acids)
Cellular component (GO): extracellular region
Molecular function (GO): growth factor activity
Source: RefSeq, a predicted model, not a curated record
ACCCCAGUCCCUAUAGCUGCCCUAAAACUCACCUGAGGUUAGCAUAGUGAGUCUGGUGCACAAAUAUCACCUACAUUCAAAGAAAAAUCAGUUUAUAUGACAUUAGAUUGGGUUGGGCUGUUAUUAUUUUGUACUAGCAAUGACUUUAAAUACUCCUCCCAUUUUGAAGUAAUGGAUACACCUGGAAGAGGAGAUUCUGAUGACACCCUUGGCCUUCCAUGAGUCUGUCAAAGCCAGUUUACCAUAUACCCCUCCAUGAAAUCACCUGGAAGCUACUUCAGCCUUAAAGGACCGGUAGCGGCACUAUAGCCAUGAAGCCUGCGUCCCACCAUCACUCACUGCCCCUUUUGCUUCUUUUCCUUUUGUCAGCAACAUCUGUAGGAAAUGAGUUCAGGGCUCUGGCAAGGUCUCCCUCACUUCCACUGAUAAAGACUCUACUGGACCAUGGACCUCUCAAACCAAGCAUGGCAGCAAAACAUGAGCUGAGCUUGCAACACCUGCGAUUCAUGUUGGAUUUGUACAGGAGGUCAGCCGAUGGGGAUGGGAGACCAAGGACUGGCCAUCAGGCAGGAGCUGCAGUGAGGCUGGUGAGACCCCUCAAACAGGCAUCUUUUAAGACCGGAGAUCACUGGCACACGCAGACUUUCAUGUUCAACCUUUAUGGGCUGGUAAGUGCAGAGCAGUUGUUGAGGGCUACUGCAAUGCAUCCUUUUGCACUCCGGUUGGGUGACACCUCCUUUUCCUGCAUGGUGGACCUCCUGCCUAAUGCUGCUCUCUCCUCAAAAACUAGACAUCAUGCUGGAAGACGAAUGUGGGCAGAGACGGAUUUAACAUCGCAACUUAAAGCUGUGAUAGAGGGCUCAGAGAAGACUUUGUACCUUCAGCUAAUGUGCAACAAGUUUGGAAGGCAACCAAUGAAGCAGCGGGCUGUUUCUUCCUCCCAUAUUCCAUUUUUGCUACUAUACCUCAAUCACACUUUGCACAGUUUAAGCACAGUAAAAAACAUAGCCGCUGGGGAGCCGGGAAAGGGUUUGCUAGGCAAAUCUGUACCUAGCCUGCUCAAAAGGAAACCACGCCAGGCAGGAACUUUAGGCAUCAAGCUUCCAAGGUUUCCAAACCAAAGUGGACAGUCCAAGAAUCAGUGCAGUCUCCGUCCAUUCUGGGUUAGCUUCCACCAGCUAGGAUGGGAUCACUGGAUCAUUGCUCCACAUAGGUACAACCCUGGUUACUGCAAGGGAGACUGCCCCAGACUUCUUCACUCAGGUUAUAAUUCACCCAAUCAUGCCAUCAUCCAGAACUUCAUCAACCAGGUAGUGGAUGGGAGCGUCCCACGACCAUCUUGUGUGCCAUACUCCUAUGGUCCCAUAAGUGUCCUCAUGAUUGAACCUGGAGGCAACAUUCUCUACAAAGAGUAUGAGAAUAUGAUGGCGGAAUCUUGCACCUGCCGAUGAAACGGUGACCCUUUCCUGGACACCCUAGCAAAAUAACAAGCACUUUAUAAUGCCACUUUAACUAUUUAAACUACUCGUAUAAUAUAUAUGUAUAUAUAUGUGUGUGUUUGAGAAAUAAUGGUGAAUCAAGUCAAUUACUAGCAGGUUUGCCCAAAACUAAUAUUGUAUUCCCCUUCCAUUCCCUGUCUUUCUCCUGAGAAAGCUAAAUAAAGACUUUUUCACUUUUUGUAA